CUGAGAGGAUACAUCAUGUACGCUAAACUGUUCCUUCUCCUUGCCCUGGCUGCGGCAGCGCUUGCUCGCGAGUACCCGGCCGGCGUCCACCCCGCAGUAUGUCCAAACUACCCCUACUGCGACACCGAAGCACUAGCUCGCCACUCACCUGACGGCACCCCCAUUCCCGAGUGGGUCCGCAACCCUGGAAUUCUGCCUGUAGCUCCCGCUGCUUACGCCGCGGCCGCUCCCGGCGCAGUCCCGGCCGCACCCCGCUACCCCGCCGACUUUCCCGCGGCACUGUGUCCUAACUACCCUUACUGCUGGUAAUCUAAUUAGGAUACCUAGGACUCCUAAAGCUACCAUUAUUAGUCACAAAAAGGCGCAUUGUUAGGUACUAAGUGUCCAAUCGGAAAUCAGUAUUUAGUCAUAAUUGACCGCCUAUAUUUCUAGUGACGACUAUAAUGAUAGCUGUUAUUGUAAAGAAUGAAGCCAGAUUUUCAAAUAAUACUAUAUAAAAUACAGUCAACAAUGCUUUGAACGUAAAUGAGUGCAAGCGCAUAAAUGUUUUCCGUGACUUUUGUAACGUUUUAUAUGUUAUGAUUAAAUAUGAGGUUUAUUUUCAUUUAUUCUACAUUAAAAUAAUUACAAAGAUCUUGUUGUACGACACGAUAGUUGUCCUCUUUGAAAAUAUUGUAAAAAUGAGAAAAUCUGUGCUA
Hyposmocoma kahamanoa is the source of this 698-nucleotide messenger RNA. RefSeq names its product cuticle protein 1-like (gene CPH1). Lineage: Eukaryota; Metazoa; Arthropoda; Insecta; Lepidoptera; Cosmopterigidae. The record is from RefSeq and is a predicted model, not a curated record. Gene Ontology annotation, molecular function: structural constituent of cuticle. The transcript is spliced from 3 exons. The coding region runs from base 16 to 309 and encodes 97 amino acids.